AAAAUAGACGCCCGUCCCUCGGUACGCCGCCACCGUCGCUCUCGUCGCGCGGGCCAAUCACCGUCAGUGUGUGUACAGUAACAAUGAUGAACAAUCGUGGUGUGUUAUUCGGUACGAGAUUAUUAUUGAAAUCCUUCGUGCGAUCGACGUGUGGAAGCAUCUGCCAAGACACGAGGAAGGAUUCGCAGGCAGAAAGAGACAACAGAGCGACGGCGGUGACUUUCGCGUGAUCGAUGCGUGUCCGUGGGAGCAUCUGCCGAGACGCGAGGAAGGAUUCGGGAACAAGAAGAUGCAAUGGAGCGACGGCAGUGGAGCAUCUGUCGAGACGCGAGGAAGGAUUCGGAGGCAGGAAGGGACAGCAGAGCGACGGCGGUAGUAAAUGAUGCUAUAUUUGAAAUAUCGCAACGUUGCAACGAGACGUGCCGCCACUUCGGUAUAUCGCCACAGUCGUUUUGUCGCCAUUACGCGCGGAUCAAUCACCAUUACUGUCGCAUAAGGAGCAGCUGCCGUGACGUGAGGAAGAAUUCGGAAACAGGAAAGUGCGAUGGAACGAUGGUGGUGAAUAAGGCUGUAUCUAAAAUAUCGCAAUCGUCGCAAAGUAGGCGCGCGUCCUUCGGUACACUGAGAAAAAUUUCUGUGUACGCCGCCAGUCGUUUGUCGUCGAGUGUCGUUUUGUCGCCAUUACGCACGGUCUAAUCAAUGUCGCGGUAGAGGACAAUCGUCAUGACGUAUUAAUCUGUGCAAGAUCGUUAUUGACAAUGUUUCGUGUGAUCAAUGCCCGUGAAAGCCGAAACGUGAAAGAAGAUUCAGGGUCGAGUAAGGACAACGGAACGAUGGCGGUAGUAAGUAAUGUUAUAUGUAAAAUAUUACAAUAAUUGCAAAGUAAAUACGCGUCCUUCGAUAUACGGCCGUUCUCGCGAUACUUUAUCGGACCGAUUCAGCGAGAAAUGAUCGUCUUCCAUAUUCGGACGAAUAGUUUAUCGGGACGAGAAGUAUCAAAGAUAGGCAAGAGAAAUAACUCAUAAAAGAUCGUACGAAAUAAACGCUGUUCAACGCGUGGAAUGUAUAAAACGUAUUUUACAAUG
Messenger RNA from Odontomachus brunneus, 1085 nucleotides. RefSeq lists its product as uncharacterized. The transcript has 5 exons. Lineage: Eukaryota; Metazoa; Arthropoda; Insecta; Hymenoptera; Formicidae. The record is from RefSeq and is a predicted model, not a curated record. The coding region runs from base 295 to 696 and encodes 133 amino acids.